Ordospora colligata OC4 is the source of this 577-nucleotide messenger RNA. RefSeq lists its product as uncharacterized. The annotation marks the transcript as partial. The record is from RefSeq and is a predicted model, not a curated record. The transcript has a single exon. NCBI's taxonomy places the organism in Eukaryota, Fungi, Microsporidia, Ordosporidae.
AUGGAGUACAGGAGUUAUUUGAAUAAAAGAAUAAAUAGUGAAGUUGAGUGCGCGGAAGGGAUGAAGUCAUUGAUAUAUGUAGUAACAAGUGUGAUGUUUUUUGGGUCAGCAUUGGCUAAGAAGGUACAAGCUGCUGAUAUGCCUAUUAUUAAUCCAACUGAAGGGGAAGAGAAGGAAAAAGUAAAUCCAUUAGAAGAGAUACCAGGAACGUUUCCUAAUUUUGCUGCGUGCAUUGAAAAAGAUUAUGCAAUUAGAUAUCAUAAACUUCUUCAAGAUGUUGACGAAAAAUUAAGUGAUCGAAAACUUUUCCAUUGCAAAGAAGAGCUAAAAGAACUAAGGAAUUUGAUUAUAAACCAGAAUCUUUAUGUAAAAAAAUUAGUUGCAGUAUUAUCAAAUCCCAACUCAUCAGUUGAGAGUCAAACCCGUGCGUACAUUGAUUACGCGGUAAAUGACCUUAAUAUUUUGCGUAAGGUCCAAGAUAUUAAUUUGAGUGAUGAUGUUGUUUUAUAUAUAAAAAUUAUACUUGAAUCGCAGGAAGAAUUCUGUAAAGAAGCAAGAGAUCCUAGUAAAACACCAG